AUGAAUUCUAACUGGCGAAAACCUCGUCUUGACCAUAUCACCACAGACGAACUGAGGCUAUGGAAGGUGAAUAUUCCUAUCAAUGAUAAAGACCUGGAAAAUGCUGAAAAUAUCAAGAGUUGUCCAUUCAAAACUGCUGGAGGAUAUUUUCAUGAAUCAAGUCAAGACAUCCACAUCAUCGUAAAACCGCCUGCCACCACUGACGAGGAUAUGAUUUUAGAUCUUAUCAAUAACUCACCAACGAUCAACUUGCCACAAACUGACGAGGGUACAACUAUCUAUAAUCGAAAAGGCAGUGACAAGGCAUAUUUCGGAAAAUUAAUGUUAGUGGAGCUCUUUAAACAAAAUAAACAAGUUCUGAUGAAUUAUAAAGGUUUUAUUGAUCCUAAAGAUAAAAAUUAG
Messenger RNA from Ambispora gerdemannii, 402 nucleotides. The record is from the annotation of a GenBank genome assembly. Lineage: Eukaryota; Fungi; Glomeromycota; Glomeromycetes; Archaeosporales; Ambisporaceae.